UGCCGACUAAUCUUUUUAGUUGUUUUUUAUGCAUACAGGCGACAAUCGGCAUGUAAACAUGUUGAAUAUAAUUUUUUAUAUCGUGCAAUGAUUGAAUCCUCUCGAUAUUAUGUUUAAUAUUUAUAUUUUAAUCUAAUGUGCAAAAGAAAUUAUAUUAAUGUUUGACUCAAAUACAUUUUAUAUUAUUUUAAAUUUAAAUUGAUAUUGUAAGAAAUACUUAAUAGUUAAUAACUUUUGUUCGUGUCUAAUUGUUAAACACUAAAAUGUAUAUUUUUAAUUACUGUCUCCGGAGUAGAAUUAACUCUUCAAUAUUUUCUUCAGUGAAACGGUCUUAUACCUUGCACUUAAGAACUUCAGUAAUUCAUAACAAUCGCAUGUUACUACCCGCCAAUCGGUUUACUGGAUAUUUAGUGCCAGAUCGCUGUUUUAUGAAAAAGAUGGGCAUUUACGAAGUGUACAAUAAAAAAGCCGUUCAAGACAGGGUUUCACCAUCAGAGUAUGAACUAAUUUACAACGGCACUGGCGAGAUGUAUGCACGCUGUUUGAGUGGAAUUGUAAUCGCUGCCAUUAUAGUCCUGCCAUCAACUUUUAUUAUUGCCUAUUUCUAUAUUUUGCUCACAGAAGGAAAAAUUGAUUUACAGACAUAUUUAGAUAUAUUGCUUAUACCAAACUCAACAUUCGAACUUAUGAUAAUGAUUCCUGUAUUGUUUCUUAUGAAAAUAGUGUCGUACAAUUUUAUUUCUAAAUAUGUAUUGAGAAUUUACAGACACAACGCAAAAAGACAGUAUGUGGGUGUGUACAUAAAUCCAAUUUUACCAUGGAAAAAUAUAACGUGCACAUUUGAAACAGCUAUUAAAUUGCCGAAUAGUAUAAAUGUUUUCAUUCCUUGGCACAAAGAGUAUUAUCGACUAGCUGGACACAAGUCAAUUAUCCUAAGAGAGAGAUUCAAAAGGCCAGUAGAUUAUGACAGAAUGCUUGGUUUAGUAAAGACAUUGGAUGAAUGAUUAGUCAAUACAUUUUAGUUAGUGACUAUGUGUUAAUGUUCGAGUUUCUAAAAUAAAUGUAUGAUAAAAGAA
Messenger RNA from Metopolophium dirhodum (rose-grain aphid), 1076 nucleotides. RefSeq lists its product as uncharacterized. The transcript has a single exon. Lineage: Eukaryota; Metazoa; Arthropoda; Insecta; Hemiptera; Aphididae. The coding region runs from base 264 to 1004 and encodes 246 amino acids. The record is from RefSeq and is a predicted model, not a curated record.